Messenger RNA from Physella acuta, 760 nucleotides. RefSeq lists its product as uncharacterized. The record is from RefSeq and is a predicted model, not a curated record. NCBI's taxonomy places the organism in Eukaryota, Metazoa, Mollusca, Gastropoda, Physidae.
CUUAGCUAAUGAAAUUGAAACGAACACUAUAAAUGUCCUGACUUCCAUACAUUAAUUGAGUUUGUGAUUUCAGUUGGAGCAAGUGCGAAAAAAUAACAACAUGAGGAAAUUGCUAGUUCUACUCCUGUCAACCAUGUUGUUAACUGUCGUUAUGGCUGCAAGUGCUAACAGUUCAAAAAAUGUUGUAACAUGUGGUCACCUAAGAUUCUCAGAUCGUUGGUCAAGAUUUCUUGAUGAAAUCUUAUACAACAUAACCACACCGGUCUUCUCUCGAGUGUUGGAGCCGUUAGCUAUGUCAAGCCCGCUCUUGAAUGGUGCAACAACAAAUGAUCUAAUUGAUUUGAUAGAAUCAGUAUUGAACAAAAAGAUCAUACCCGUGAACAAAUUUACCGAAAUUGCGAACAACGCGAUAGAUAAGCUGGUCGCAGGACUAACAGCAAGCCUUGACAAAUCACUCAAUGAGCUUAUUGGGUUUAUAAAGAAACUCUCUGUUGAAGCCAUAACAAAAGCCAUGAACACAACUUUGAAAGCGGCUCAAUCCGUUACAAAGGAUGUUGGCGAAAAAGCGAAGGAGGCACAGAAAAAUAUCGAAGAAUCAUUUGAGAAAUAUAAACCGUUUGGGUGAUGUGACCAAAAAAAAUACAUGUGGACAUCCCUUAGGUAUAAUCAGCGGUGUCGAUAUUUUACACUUAGAUUCAAAAAUGAUUUUUAUGGUUUAAAACUAAACUUAUAUACAAUAAAGAUUUUGAAUCAAAACAAA